AUGCACUUAGAGCGCGAAGAACGGCCUCCAAUCAACCACAACCGACCCUUCGAAGUUUUCAACGCAGACACUAUGGACGUUCUGAAUGCUGCUGUCAAGUUUAUUGAGGAUUUCGCUGACGAAAAUGAACCGGACAGAGAAACAACGAAGCGCCUGCUGCUAUGGAUCAAUAUGAGGCUGGGCAAGUUUCGUGGUCUGGUCAUCUCUGACGGCCUGGCGGUAGAAAUCCUAGUCAAAGACGAGUUCUCCCUUCACGACUCGCUACUGGCGGAACUGCUCUAUGAUCUACUAAAAGCUAAACUGAUCAAGCUGGAGGCUAUGCUGAAAGCGCAACAACACGCGACCACUUCGAUGCAUAGCCGGCCGCGAGAGUCUCGACCGACCAAACAAAAUAGCGGAAUACCCAAGAGCCUGGCGCGCACUUUGCCGAAGCAAGGAUCGCUCGAGCUGUGUCUCAAGUACCUGUCACAAACUGGGUACAAUGGAAACGGUGUCCCAGGAAAGUGUUUUUCCAAGUACCGCGCACAUUUUCUGCCCAACUCACUCUCUCCAGAAGCCAAGACCCAUAUUGAGACCCACUUGGGCGGACUUGCACCGGAGUUCGUCGACCCCUGA
Messenger RNA from Phytophthora infestans T30-4, 615 nucleotides. RefSeq lists its product as uncharacterized. The coding region runs from base 1 to 615 and encodes 204 amino acids. The record is from RefSeq and is a predicted model, not a curated record. Lineage: Eukaryota; Oomycota; Peronosporomycetes; Peronosporales; Peronosporaceae. The transcript has 3 exons.